CAAGGUGCGUAAAGGAAUGACAGAAGGGAACCUACGUGUCUGACUUCACUCACUCUCAACGCCGGAUAUCACAAUGACGUCACACCCACUCCAUCCCACCUGCGACUUCGACACUGACUCCGUCGCCUCCUCCCCUCGCUCCGACAACUUCCACGAUGCCCCUCAACGCGUCCGCUUCAUGUGCAGCUUCGGCGGCAAGAUCCUCCCUCGUCCUCACGACAACCAGCUCCGCUACGUCGGCGGUGACACCCGCAUACUUGCCGUCAACCGCUCCAUCUCCUUCCCCGCCUUCCUCCUCAAGCUCUCCAAGCUAUCAGGUAUGACCAACAUAACCGCCAAGUACCAGCUUCCCAACGAGGACCUUGACGCGCUUAUUUCUGUCACCACCGACGAAGACGUCGAGAACAUGAUGGACGAGUACGACCGCGUCGCACACAAUCAAAAUCCCCGAUCCGCUCGUCUUCGCCUUUUCCUCUUUCCGGAAUCAUCCGUCGCCGACGAUACCUCCCGAGCCGGCAGCAUCAGCUCCCUCCUCAACGGCUCCGUUAAACGCGAGAGCUGGUUCCUCGAUGCCCUCAACGGUGGCGUCUCAGCCCUCGAGCGAGGCCGCUCCGAAGCUUCCUCCAUGGUCUCGGAGGUUCCCGAUUACCUCUUCGGGUUGGACAACUCCGAAGAAACGCAAAGCAACCGCGAAUUACGACAUAAGGACCGACCCGGUCUAUAUUCGGAUCCGGGUUCUCCUGCCCCAGUUGCGUCUCAAUUUUCCUCCACAUCAUCAGUGCCGUGCGUGCCAUCUAUCCCCAACCUUCCACCAGUUAAAACCAAACCGGCGAACCCGGCUCCUGAAGUGGAGUCCAAGGAGAUUCAAAUCGAAGCUGAACCGGCUCCACAACCUCAACCGCAACCAAACACGUAUCCGGGUAACACUGUUCUGCACUACGCCGCGGAUGCCUCCUAUUCGGGCCAUUCUGUUCAACCGGUUCCGGUUUACUAUUUUCCCGGUCCGGUUCAACCGGGAACUCUUCCGGUUCAUAUGCAGGCUCCAUAUCCAUACGUUCAACAACCGUAUCAUGCAGUGGUUCCGGGUCAGGUUCCAGUCGGGUACCAUCAUUUGGUUCCGGGUUCGGGUCAAGUAUAUGGCGCAGGUCUGAGGCAUGUAAGCCCGAUGCACCAUCCAUACAGUGCAUCUGCCACAGCAGCUGUGGUUCAAGACGGUGUGAAACAGCAGGUGUAUCAGGCAGUGCCUGGUUCCGGUUACCCAGCAAUGGUAAUGACAGGUGGGGAUGAACCACAGAGAGGUGGUUCGGAGUUUGUGGCGGGUCGGGUCGGGUCACCAACUCCCUAAAUGAAUGAUGUACCUUUUUUUUUUAGCAUGACCUACUUUACUUUUGGUCAUGUAAAUGGAUGCUUAAUCUUUGUGUGUAUGCACUCUCAGAUUUUUGCUACUUAUUUGUUCAACGCACAAAAAAGCCAAGUGUGAUAUAUAUUUCAUAAAAUUGUUUG
Messenger RNA from Arachis stenosperma, 1503 nucleotides. Its product is annotated as protein PAL OF QUIRKY-like. Gene Ontology annotation, molecular function: protein binding. Lineage: Eukaryota; Viridiplantae; Streptophyta; Magnoliopsida; Fabales; Fabaceae. The coding region runs from base 74 to 1345 and encodes 423 amino acids. The record is from RefSeq and is a predicted model, not a curated record. The transcript is spliced from 2 exons.